Clupea harengus (Atlantic herring) is the source of this 1950-nucleotide messenger RNA. RefSeq names its product cone RDH-like (gene crdhl). Lineage: Eukaryota; Metazoa; Chordata; Actinopteri; Clupeiformes; Clupeidae. The record is from RefSeq and is a predicted model, not a curated record.
AUUAUUAUUGAAAUACAUCGAUGGUACAGCUCUUCCGUUCGCUGCUAUAAGGCUCUGCUUCGAUGUGUGACUGGCUGUCAGUCAUUGGAGAUGAAUCACCCAGGCAGCUUAAUGGGUUGUCUGUAAGCCGCUGUGUUAAGUUGCUUAAACCUAUUCAUAGCCUCGUUCGGGAGAGGAAAGAGGCGAGACAAACAUCGCAACAUUAACUCGAUCAGAGGUCAGUUGCGAGGAGUGUUUGGGUUCGGGGACAGCCCGUUACCGGUGUAAAAGAUGUGGGAAGAAGUUCUAUCAUCUGCUUUCGCCAAGUAUGGUGCAGUAGCCGUGGUGACAGCUUUCUGCCUUCUUGCACUGAGGAGAUGGAUAGCUGGGGGGACGUGUCGCAGCCAGGCGCGUCUUGAUGGGAAGACGGUGCUGAUCACUGGAGCCAACACCGGCAUUGGCAAGGAGACAGCAUGUGACAUGGCGCGCAGAGGGGCUCGAGUGGUGAUGGCAUGCAGGGACCUGAUCAGGGCAGAGAGGACGGCAGAAUAUAUUCGGACAUCAACAGGAAAUGGAAAUGUGGUUGUGCGCCACCUGGAUCUGGCCUCCCUGUAUUCCGUGCGUCAGUUUGCCAAGGAGUUUCUUGUCACAGAAGAUCGCCUGGACAUUCUCAUUAACAAUGCUGGUGUGAUGAUGUGCCCCAAGUGGGUGACAGAGGAUGGCUAUGAAACACAGCUGGCUGUCAAUCAUUUGGGACAUUUUCUUCUGACCGCCAUGCUGAUAGGGGUGCUGAGGAGGUCCAACCCUAGUCGGGUAGUGAAUGUGGCCAGUAUUGCACACAAAGGAGGAAAAAUUGACUUUGAUGAUCUGUUUUUCGACAAGAGGCCAUACAGUUCACUGGUCAGCUACAGGCAGAGCAAGCUGGCCAAUGUCCUUUUCUCCCGAGAGCUUGCUCGCAGGAUGAGAGGCACCGGGGUUUCGUCGUUUAGCCUCCAUCCAGGGGUAAUUCGGACAGAGCUCGGCCGGCACGUGGAGAGCUGGUUCCCCUUCCUGAAGACCGUGCUGAUGCUCCCCUCAUACGCGUUCAUGAAGACCCCACGGGAGGGAGCCCAGACAUCCAUCUACUGCGCUGUGACCGAGGGGCUGGAGAGCAAAUCUGGCUGUUACUUCAGUGACUGCUCUGAGAAGGAGGUCGCACCAGAGGGCAGAGAUGACGUUGCGGCCAGCCGACUGUGGGAGAUGAGUGUCCGUCUGGUGGGGCUCUGAGAGGAAGGCUCAGAGGGAGAAACGCCUCCUCCGCCUCUCUUCCACCAGGUCCGCUCGCUCCCAACCCUGCUGGGUCCUCCAAGGCGUCGCCACACACACACCUCAGAACGCCACUGUCUCGUCUGAUGCUGAAAGAGGGAAAAGCAGGCAGACAGCUUUUCUGGGUGUUUUCAUGAGAAUUUAGGAGUCAUUAAGGCAAUCUAAUCAACAAACGAUCAUUUUCACAUUAGCAAGCUCGUUUGCCCUGUUCUUGAUUUUGUGUGUGGGUGAUUUCUUUCUCCUCUUAAAGCUGGAAAAAUUAUAUCAGGAAAUGAGUGAGAUGUGAAAUGAAUGAAAUCAGCCUACUGUUAAUAGUUUGUCUGUGUGGUUAACAUCCGUGGUUAAAAUCUUUUCUUUAAAAUGGAAUUCAUCUUUAAUAUUUGAGUUUUCAGUUUUUAUUGGGUUUUGCAUUUCCGUGUAAGCUACAAUAUCCCACAUUACAAUGAACUGUAAGAUACUUGAAUAUUUCACCUUUAAGCCUGUGAUUUGUAAAGGCAAGAGAAACAGAUCUUUUUAACUGACUGAACUGACUGAACUAACUCUGUCUAGAAAUGUACCCUGUUAUGUAUGUUGCAUACCAUGUACAGUACUAUUUGUUAUACUUGGCUUCUGAACUGAAUUUUAUGCAAUAAAUACUCUAUGUACUGAACAAUUUUGAAACCCUUA